Messenger RNA from Closterium sp. Naga37s-1, 1224 nucleotides. The record is from the annotation of a GenBank genome assembly. Lineage: Eukaryota; Viridiplantae; Streptophyta; Zygnematophyceae; Desmidiales; Closteriaceae.
AUGCUCAUUGCCGCCUUACCGUUAGGCCUGGCGGCCUUCGCUUUUAUCCUCCAUUUGCAGGGUGACUUCGAUAUGUUAGACGACGGGCAGCCGCGGCUGCCCGGAUGGCAUCAGGUGGACUUUAGGAAACCAGAUAAGAGCCUGGCGACGCCAUCCGAUGUACCCUACAGUGAUUUUCUUGCCGUUCUGUCCUUCGCGUUCGCCUGCUCUUCUUUCUCCCCGUUGGCUUCCUUAGGGGCGUGGGUGGCUCCUCAUACGCCCGGUGUGACAGUAGUACAGCGAACCAAGGAGCUCGAGGAUCAGCAGGCCAAGAGCCGCGUGUGGAACGAGACGUGGCUUGCAUUCUUCUUCUACAAGCCAUGCAACUACGAGCUCUUUGUGCGCCAGUCGCUCAACAUGGAGAUGGCCAUUGUCUUCGCCAGGGUGUUGGGAGUGGAUUGGAUAUUCCACGUGGAUACAGACGAGCUGCUGUAUCCUGCAGGCACGGCUGACUUCUCCCUCCAACGCCUCAUCCACGACCUUCCUAGCGAUGUGGACCUCAUUGUCUUUCCAAACUAUGAGAGUGUGGUGGAAACAGCUGAUGUGGGAGACUCAUUCACCGAGGUUUCACUGUUCAAGAAGAAUUACGACCAUGUUACAAGAGAAGCCUACUUCGCACACUACAGGGAUGCAGCACACGGCAACCCCAACUACUUUCUGACCUACGGCAACGGCAAGUCAGGAGCAAAGAUGCAGGCGCAUUUGCGGCCGAAUGGGGCGCACCGAUGGCACAACUACAUGAAGGUGCCCAAGGAGGUGAAGCUGAUGGAGGCGGCAGUGCUGCACUUCACAUACACUCACUUCUCCGACCUCACGUCUCGGCGGGACCGCUGCGGGUGCAAGCCCAACUCAGAGGACGUGAAGAAAUGCUUUAUGCUCGACUUUGACCGCCUGGCAUUUAUCAUUGCAUCCACACAGACAGAGGAACAGAUGUUUCAGUGGUAUAAGGACCACGUGGUGUGGUCAGACCGUGACAUGAUAGAGAAGCUGCUUAAAAAGGGGAUAUUCGGUCGCAUCCACACACCCCAGCUGAUUCUCCGCAGCAUAUAUGCCACGGUCGUCAUCAACCGCACGCUGGAGGCCGCAGCUGAGAGGUGGAAGCGCUGCUCCCAGCAGCAACAAGUGCACCUUUUCCCCUCUCAUCUCUCCCAUCUCCCCACCCGUCUUGCACCCCCUUCCAGCUGA